Notodromas monacha is the source of this 384-nucleotide messenger RNA. NCBI's taxonomy places the organism in Eukaryota, Metazoa, Arthropoda, Ostracoda, Podocopida, Cyprididae. The record is from the annotation of a GenBank genome assembly.
AUGAAGACGGUUCGCGACUCAUUUCGAAUCCCCACAGCCCUGUGCAAGGAGCACCCGAAUGGAAAUGUCGCCCUGGGCAAGUCCUGCAACCGUUAUUGGCACUGCCAGGGGGGAUACCCGCGCCUCCAGCGAUGCCCCGCCAUGUUGGUGUUUGACAAAAACUCGCUCCGCUGCGUCGUUCCGCCUACUGAAGACUGCGAAGUGCCUCCACCAUCGACUACCGAAGCUUCUCAAGGAGAGGACAAUGGGGAUGGCGAUAACGAAGGCAACAACAACGGCGUUCAACAGCAGCAGCCGAAACAACGGCCCGUGCAAUCACAGCAACAGAAUAAGCAACAACGACCUCAACAGAUCCCCGCAGGUGCGUCAUCUACCCGUCAAUAA